Molecule: messenger RNA, 402 nt
Organism: Ochotona princeps (American pika)
Lineage: Eukaryota; Metazoa; Chordata; Mammalia; Lagomorpha; Ochotonidae
Product: heat shock cognate 71 kDa protein-like
Exons: 1
Coding region: 72-368 (98 amino acids)
Source: RefSeq, a predicted model, not a curated record
ACAAAGCCGAAGAUGAAAAGCAGAGAGAUAAGGCAUCUUCCAGGAAUUCCCUCGAGUCUUACACAUUCAACAUGAAAGCAACUGUUGAAGACGAAAAACUUCAGGGCAAGAUCGAUGAUGAGGACAAACAGAAGAUUCUUGAUAAGUGCAAUGAGAUCAGCAAUUGGCUGGAUAAGAACCAGACUGCAGAAAAGGAGGAAUUUGAACAUCAGCAGAAGGAGCUGGAGAAAGUCUGCAACCCCAGCAUCACCAAGCCGUACCAGAGUGCAGGGGGCAUGUCAGGAGGGAUGCCUGCGGGCUUCCCUGGCAGAGGAGCUCCUCCUUCUGAGGGUGCUUCCUCAGGCCCCACCACUGAGGAGGUGGAUUAAGCUAACCCCGGCGUAGAUGCAGCAUUGUUCCACA